UAAAUAUUCUUUAUCUCGACUCGAUCAGGCUGUAGCUGGCUCUGUCCAAUCUCAACAAUAAGUCGUCGCAUAGCGAUCAUGAAAGGCCUUUCAGAUCGAUCGCGUGCGAUUUCUUCAACCUUUGUUUUGCACAGGUUUAUAAUCUACGCUCCUUCGAUCGACUGUUCUCCAGGAACUCGUUUGCCCAAUAUGCCCGCCAUUCGACGCGGGAGUACAUACCUCGACGUCUCCACGACAGCGCACACACCGGAGGGGCGCUUGAAGCUGGAUAAACUUGGCGCUAGUCGCAAACUUGCGCAACAGAAUGCUGUCUGUACCGCUUUGCUAUUCAUUUGCGAUGAAAAUCGCAAUCUUGGUCCUGCAGAUACCUUGAGCGUAUCUUUCGAGGAGUUCAAGACUACAAUGAAAAGUCGCGCGAGCGCUGCUGACUUGAAGUUAGGUCCUUGCCAGCAUACUUACUUGCGGCGGGUGCUCUUAUUCUUCUGGGAGCAUGGCCAUAUCGACUUGACCUUUGCCCACAAUGGCCGUCAGCGGGAUGUGGUCCAACAGAUCGAAAUUCAGCCCAGUUUCUACGACAUGCAAGUACUUGUAUAUAAUUAAUCGAAGAUAUUCCUUCAUGCUGUUGUCUUCUGCUCUCUCACAGUUAUCGCGGCUUUCAGGAAGUCCUGGAUGGAUAUGGAACAUUAUCGGCUCGAGGAAAAU
Molecule: messenger RNA, 702 nt
Organism: Suillus subalutaceus
Lineage: Eukaryota; Fungi; Basidiomycota; Agaricomycetes; Boletales; Suillaceae
Exons: 4
Coding region: 79-600 (173 amino acids)
Source: RefSeq, a predicted model, not a curated record